This is a messenger RNA of Corvus hawaiiensis (hawaiian crow), 1083 nucleotides long. RefSeq names its product thrombopoietin (gene THPO). The coding region runs from base 1 to 846 and encodes 281 amino acids. Gene Ontology annotation, cellular component: extracellular region. Gene Ontology annotation, molecular function: cytokine activity; hormone activity. Gene Ontology annotation, biological process: positive regulation of hematopoietic stem cell proliferation; thrombopoietin-mediated signaling pathway; positive regulation of ERK1 and ERK2 cascade. The transcript has 4 exons. Lineage: Eukaryota; Metazoa; Chordata; Aves; Passeriformes; Corvidae. The record is from RefSeq and is a predicted model, not a curated record.
AUGGGAGCCAGGGAGCAGCCGCUGGCCCCAAGAUGGAAGAUGCAGGGCCGAAGCCCCCAGCCGAGCAUGGAGCUGAACAGACUGCUCCUCCUCACAUCUUUCCUCCUGCACAUCAAAGAGGACCGUGCCAGCCCAACACGGCUGGUCUGUGACAACAGGCUUAUCCAGAAGUACAUCAUGGAGGCCAAGGACAUGGAAACCAGAGUGGGCCAGUGCCAGGCCCUGCCUGUGCUUAGCUGUCCUGCAGUGCUGCCCUUGGUGGACUUCACUUUCCAGCAGUGGAAAUCCAAAUUGGUGAGAGGGGCUGGGAGGAGGGUGCUGGUACUGGUGUGCCAGCAGGACUGGAGAAGGAACCUUGGGUUGGCACAAGCACCAGAAAUGCUGAACAAGAUGCUUGUGGGCAUAUCUGGUGGCACAGGGAGGGUAGAGGACCCCAUCCAGCCCCAAGGUGGGCAAAGGAAGCAACGAGGCCCUGGGGAUCACUGUCUGCUCCCCCAGAACGAGACCAAGCGGCGGGAGAUUCUGUGUGAUCUGGCCCUGCUGGUGGGUGCUGUGGCGGGGGCCCAGGGCCAGGUGAGCGAGGAGUGCGGGGCCAAGCAGCUGAGCCAGCUUUACCGACAUGCCAACUCCUUCUUCCUGCUCCUGCAGACCUUCAGCUGGGAGGGAGGACACUGGGAGCCGAGCUGCUCCCCACACUCCAUGGAGCAGACCCACGUCACCAGCAUCUUCCUCACCUACCGGCAGCUGGUACAGGGCAAGCUGCUCUUCUUCUUUGAAGACCUGGCCAAGGUCUUGUGCAAGCAAGGACAGGGGGACAGCAAAGACCCUCCAUACGAGGCCCGGUGAGGCUGCACACAGGGUUCAACCCCAAUGCGAUGCUGGAGCAAUCCUGCAGGACACUAAGCUGUGCUCUGGGUGCCCAGGAAGAUGCCCACAGGGAAAGGGUCAGCACCGGUUCCUCAAUUCUCCGUCGACUGCGCAGCCCAUGGAGGGAAACAGUGACACUCAUGUGCCAGUGGGCACAGGCCCUGCUCCCACCCAGGCAGGAACCUCUACUGUGAAUGCUUUUCGAUUAAAGAGCUA